Teleopsis dalmanni is the source of this 1231-nucleotide messenger RNA. Its product is annotated as ell-associated factor Eaf-like. Lineage: Eukaryota; Metazoa; Arthropoda; Insecta; Diptera; Diopsidae. Bases 95 to 1231 code for a protein of 378 amino acids. The transcript is spliced from 6 exons. The record is from RefSeq and is a predicted model, not a curated record.
AGAAAAUUCCGGUGUGCCUAAUACUGUUUAUAAGGGAAAUCACAGAAAUUAUACGAAAGAAUGUAUUAUAAUAAUAGACAAGAAAACAGGUGAUAUGACUUUAGAAAAAUUAAGCUACAAUAUACAAGUUAAGAAGACAAGGAGUGAAGCCAAUAAGCCAGCCAUUAACCCAGUUAUGACAACGGGACCUCCAAAAUUGGAAAAUACAACGAUGCGUUUACAAUCUAAAACUAAAGUGUCGACUGGAAGUCGACGAAAUAAUAUUAUUGAUUUCAAACCGCGUAAUUCUCCAAUGCAAGGCUCUCCAUCAGCAGGCGUCAGUUCAACGGUGCACAAAAGUCCACAAUCAGCGCCUGCCUGGAAUGCAAACAACGCUCAAGCUACAUUACCUAGUAUACCAAUCAUUGAUACUGAUGUGGAAAUGCCAAAUAGUUCAAUUGCUAGCACUCUUCUAGGCAACAUAAUUAAUACAUCACCGUCAGCCAUAAACAAUCAUAAUAAUUCAGUGCAAGAUAAUCAAUAUCAGUUUGGACAAACUAAAAAACAAAAGAAAUCUUUACAAAACAAUGCAAAUCGAAAUAUUAACAAUCAAAGGCACCAGCAUCAACAACAGCACCAACAGCCACACCAACAACAACAUCAACAACAACAUCAACAACAAUACCACCAACCACCACAUCAACAGCAACAGCAGCAGCACCAGCACCAGCACCAAUAUCAACAGCAACAAUUGUUACAACAACAAACACAACAGGACCAACAACAAACAUGGCUACAGCAAACGAAGCAACAAAAGUUACGACCAAAUUUACAAGAACAACAAAACUUUUUCCAAAACCAACAACAGUUGCAUCAAGAUAUGAGUCAAGUGUCAAAUGGCAAUGCAUAUAAAAAUCAUAUUGGUAUCAAUGGUGGUAAUCACUACAGUAACAAUUCACCACGUGACCUAGGUGUUCCAGAAUCAUCGGAAAUUGGUGAGAUGACUUCAUCAGAGUCUUCUAAUUCUAGUGAUAGUGAUAGUGAAAGCGAAAGUGAUAGUAACUCAAGUUCCGGUAAUUCGGACAAUGAACCAGAACAACACCAGAAACAAAAACAUCAGCAUCAACAUAAACAACAACAACUACAACCACAAUUAAUGCAUCAACAACAAUAUUAUCAACAUUUUAUGAUAUGUGAAACAAAUGAUGAAAUAAAUAUUGCCCUUAAAGAAAAUGCCUUUAAAUGUAAUUAA